Molecule: messenger RNA, 2619 nt
Organism: Ostreobium quekettii
Lineage: Eukaryota; Viridiplantae; Chlorophyta; Ulvophyceae; Bryopsidales; Ostreobiaceae
Source: the annotation of a GenBank genome assembly
AUGUUCGACGACUACCGCGAGAUCGAGGAGCUGGACCAGCUGGAGGCAUCCGGGAUGGAUGAGGCCUAUGUUGAGGACAUGACGAGCGAGGAGCGCGCCCAGGCGCGGCGGUCGGCGGAGGCGGCGCUGGACAGGCGCGACAGGGAGAACCGGAGGCGGCGCCUGGGCAUGGAGGUCCUCAACGAGGACUCCGAGAUGACGGGGUCAGGGAGCCCCAAGCCCAGAAGGAGGAGGAGGGUGGAGGCCGCCCAGGCAGGUGACCUUGCCGAUGAGGACUACGACGGCCUGGUGGACGUAAACAUCGACGACCCUAGAGGAGACCUGCGCGACUGGAUUUUGCAGGACCGCGUGAGGGACGAGAUCGCUCGCCGCUUCAAGCGCUUCAUUCAGCAAGCCAAGAACGCGGCAGGGCACCGGAUCUACUGGGAGAAGUUGAACAAGAUGGUGAUGGAGAGCAGGAAGGCUCUGGAAGUGGACUUCGUGGACCUGGGACGCGCCUUCAAGAGGCUGGUGAUCUUCUUGGUGGAUGAGCCGCGCCUCAUGCUGGACAUCUUCAACGAAGUGCUGCUGGAGCUGGCAUCUCUUCUGGUGACCAACUUUGCCGAGCUGGGCUACACAGAGGCAUUUGUGCGAAUCAUCAACGUGCCCAGCGACGAGACCCUCCGCACAAUCCGCCAGAGCCACCUCAACACACUGGUGGGCGUGUCAGGCGUCGUGGUGCGACGCACAGGUGUCUUCCCCCAGCUGAAGAUCUGUAUGUACGACUGUACAAUAUGCGGCAACCUGCUGGGGCCCUUCUACCAGAAUACGGACGCAGAGGUGAAGCCUAAUACCUGCCCCAGAUGCCAGUCCAAGGGGCCCUUCGCAAUGAAUAUGAAUGAGACACAGUACAACAACUAUCAGAAGCUCACGCUGCAGGAGUCACCAGGUACAGUGCCUCCAGGCAUGCUGCCAAGGCAGAAGGAGGUGGUGCUGCUGCACGACCUGGUGGACUGCGCUCGACCUGGGGACGAGGUGACGGUGGUGGGCAUCUACACCCACAUAUACGACUCGUUCCUGAACUCCAAGAACGGCUUCCCUGUGUUUUCAACCAAGAUUGAGGCCAACAGCGUGGUGAGGAAGGACGACAAGUGCUCGCUGUUCCACCUGACGGACGAGGACACGAGAUACAUUGAGAGGAUGGCAGCUGACACAGACAUAGGCAGGAAGAUCAUCAACUCCAUCGCGCCGUCCAUCUACGGGCACGAGUUCAUCAAGACCGCCAUCGCGCUGUCCCUCUUCGGCGGCCGCGAGAAGACCAAGGACUCCCACCGCCUGCGCGGCGACAUCAACAUCCUGCUGCUGGGCGACCCCGGAACCGCCAAGUCCCAGUUCCUGAAGUAUGUGGAGAAGACGGCGGCCCGCGCGGUGUACACGACGGGGAAGGGCGCAUCCGCGGUGGGCCUCACGGCGUCGGUGCACAGGGACGUCGUGACGCGGGAGUGGACCCUGGAGGGCGGCGCGCUGGUGCUGGCGGAUCGCGGCGUGUGCCUGAUCGACGAGUUCGACAAGAUGAACGAUCAGGACAGGGUGAGCAUCCACGAGGCGAUGGAGCAGCAGAGCAUCUCCAUCAGCAAGGCCGGCAUCGUGACGUCCCUGCAGGCGCGCUGCGCCGUCGUGGCCGCGGCCAACCCGAUCGGCGGCCGGUACGACCCCUCCAAGCUGUUCGCCGCCAACGUGGAGCUGUCGGACCCGAUCCUGUCGCGCUUCGACGUGCUGUGCGUGGUGCGCGACGUGGUGGACGUCUUCAACGACGAGCGGAUGGCGAGCUUCGUGGUGGGCAGCCACGCGGACAGCCACCCGGACAACGCGGACCGGAUGGACGAGGUGUGCCGCGCGGCCAAGGGCAUGCUGGACGACGCGCCGCACGGGUCGCAGCAGGCCAGCGACGCGUCGCCGGCGGGCGCCCCCACGCAGGACGCCAACGAGGACAGGAUCCCCGAGAUCAUACCCCAGGAGAUGCUGAAGAAGUACGUGGCCUACGCCAAGCAGCGGGCGCGGCCGGCCCUCGGGGAGAUGGACUACAACAAGCUGGUGGAGGUGUACACCGAGCUGCGGCGCGAGGCGGGCAUCAGCCACGGCAUGAACAUGACGGUGCGACACCUGGAGAGCAUGAUCCGCAUGGCGGAGGCCCACGCGACGAUGCACCUGCGGCACCGCGUGGAGCCCGGCGACCUGGACGUGGGCAUCCGGAUGGUGGUGUCCAGCUUCAUCGCGACGCAGAAGACGCGCGUGCAGCGCGACCUGGAGCGGAAGUUCAGGAAGUUCUUGGUGCGCGGGCGGCACGCGUCGUCGCUGGGCUGGUCGCUGCUGGAGGCGAUGGUGAACGAGGAGGUGGCAGAGCUUCGGCUGAUGGGGGUGGGCAACAUGCCGGAGUGGGUGAAGCUGCGGCUGCGGGACGUGGAGCGGCGGUUCAGGGACUCCAACGUGGACAUAGAGGGCUUCCUGGCGAGCCAGGCGUUCGCGCGCAGCCACUACGUGCUGGAUGACGCGGAGAAGGUCAUUCGCCUGCACUGGAUGCGCGCGGGGGACCUGGGGGGCGACAGGCCGGAUGCGCCCCCAGCCAUCGCGGUGCACUGA